Molecule: messenger RNA, 1529 nt
Organism: Coffea eugenioides
Lineage: Eukaryota; Viridiplantae; Streptophyta; Magnoliopsida; Gentianales; Rubiaceae
Product: probable disease resistance protein RPP1
Exons: 3
Coding region: 132-1235 (367 amino acids)
Source: RefSeq, a predicted model, not a curated record
UCUAUGGUCUCCUUGCACAUGUCGAUAUUAAUGCAAGGAGCAGCGGUUCUUGUAGUAGCAGCACCAGUAGCAGAGAGGCGGUGAAACCAAUCACUCUGUUUCCGAAACUGUCGCGUUUUGUGCUGCGGGACAUGAAAAGUCUAGAGGAGUGGUCAGAUGCAAUGGUUCCCUCGGAUUCUUCUUCAUCGAUUAAGGUAUUCCCUAGUCUCCGGUACUUGGAAAUCGAAGGGCUCCCCAAGUUGGCUGUUCUACCGGAUAUGGAGAACUUGACGUCUCUUGAGAAGUUAAGGAUAGAGAAAUGCGGAAGUUUGACUUGUAUAAGGAAUUUGAAUAGCCUUACAUCUCUCGAAUCCUUAUAUUUAGAUGACUGCCCUGCUCUUGAAUCCUUAUGCUUGGAGAGCUUGACAUCUCUUGCGGAGUUAGAGAUAAGGGAAUGCGGAAGUUUGGCUUGUAUAAAGAAUUUGAAUAGCCUCACAUCUCUUGAAUCCUUAUAUUUAGGUGACUGCCCUGCUCUUGAAUCCUUAUGCUUGGAGAGCUUGACAUCUCUUGCGAGGUUACAUAUAUGGGGAUGCGGAAGUUUGGCUUGUAUAAGGAAUUUGAAUAGCCUCACAUCUCUUGAAUCCUUGGAUUUAGAUGACUGCCCUGCUUUAUUAGAUGCUUCUCUAGAUAUGGAAAACCCCCAAUCCCUACGUGAUCUAAGAAUCUCACGAUGUGAUCAGUUGAAUCCUUGGUUGAGUAAUAAUCUUGAGAAGUUCACGUCGCUCGAGCGGUUGGACAUCCGCUCUCAUGACCCUGGUUCUUGGCCAAUUACGGUUCUCCACCAUCAGGCCAACCUCAGAUCGUUGACUCUCGGUGGCUUCUCUGACAACCUUGAUAAUUUCCCGUGGCCACACUCCAUCACCAAUCUCGUCUCUCUGGAGGAUCUUGUAUUGCAUGGAUGGCCAAAAAUCACGGCUCUCCCACACCAAAUUCAGCAUCUCUCUACCUUGACAUCUCUAUGGAUAUGGACGUUUGAGGGGUUGGAAGUUCUUCCAGAGUGGAUGGGUAGCCUUGGGAAUCUUCGAGAAUUGUGGAUUGGUGAUUGCUCUAACCUCAGACAGUUGCCCUCUGCAGACCUCACCAAUUUAAAUCGUCUAAGUAUCUACAGGUGUCCUCUUUUAGCAGAGAGAUGCACCAAAGGAAGUGGCGCAGAGUGGCCCAAGAUUGCACAUAUUCCCUUUGUUCAUAUCUUUUAGUAGAACAAAGUUUGAUUGGUUUUGCCUUAGGGGAAACAAAGGCCCACCGUAACUGGUCAGAAUCAAGGCAACUCAUGCAGCGUCACAAAAAAAAGAAGAGCAGUUUUCUCAAACUGCCUUAUUAUUGAUUCCAGAUGUCUGCUGAUUAUUGAUUCCAGUAUUCUCUCCUUUGAGGGACAACAACCAAGAACGACCAAACUAUUUCCAGGAGCUGAGACCACAUUCAAAUGUUUGGGGGAUUUUGAUGAAUCCUGUUCUAACUAACUAUUGUGUUUGGAUUGCAUUUUUUUGGAU